Messenger RNA from Laccaria bicolor S238N-H82, 1455 nucleotides. RefSeq lists its product as uncharacterized. The transcript has 3 exons. NCBI's taxonomy places the organism in Eukaryota, Fungi, Basidiomycota, Agaricomycetes, Agaricales, Hydnangiaceae. The record is from RefSeq and is a predicted model, not a curated record. The coding region runs from base 1 to 1455 and encodes 484 amino acids.
AUGGGAUCGGAUGUCGAGCAAAAUGCCUUACUUCCUCUGACUGUGUUUGAUCUAGUCUUUCAACAAACAACCUUCGUUACUGGGUGGCUCGUCGAGGGGACUAUCGACGAGAAAGCGUUGAGUUACGCGUUGGACAGACUCACUCAAAAAUGGCGCAUGCUUGCCGGAAGACUGCAUUCUAUCAAAAGCCCCACCGAGACGAAGUGGUUCAUAAGGAUACCACUAGGCCCAAUCCCCGAUGAUUACCGUACAUACGCGUUGACAACGGAAAUCUCACAGCGCCCGCUGUCCAGCUACGUCUCAAUUCCCAUUCCACAAAUAUCCAAUUCCCCACCUCCCGCAGUCUUCUGUCACCCUCUGACGCCGCGCCAGUACACCGCAUGGGAAUCGGCAGACUACCCGUUAACGUGCUGGCACCUGACCUACUUCCCUGCGUCGGCUAAUGGUGGAACUGCUUAUACCGGUAUCGGGUUCGCUCGUUCGCAUGCGGUAUUCGAUGGCGUAGGUGCUGCGCUUGUUAUGAAUGCUCUUGUUGCGGAAAUGCGGGGACAAGAAUGGGCUGUCCCCCCUUUGCCAUCUGGAGGGUUAAUUUCUAAUCCCGUACAAGAGGCGUUGGAUUUGGAAGCUGGUGCUGAGGAAGAAACCCUAGAGCGUUAUCCAGAUUAUAAUGCUUAUACGUCCCUUGGAUUAGGCGGUCUCCUGAAAGUCAUAGCCUGGCAUGUGGGAGAAAGAUAUUGGAGGGGUGCUGAUAGGCGCAUUAUUCUCCUUCCGAAAAAUAUCGUAAAGUUGCUCGUGGACGACGUACGAUCUACUCUUCAACGGGAGAGUCAAGUGACCACUCAUGUUACCACUGGGGAUAUUCUGACCGCGUGGAUCUUCAAGACGAUAUAUUCCAGCGGCAUAGAUCCAAAUACACUCGUCCACUGCACAAACCUCGCGUCUUUCCGUUCACUUCUUCCAAGCAAAACCCACUCUUUAGCAGAUUACCCACACAAUGCCUUCAUUCCAGCACCUUACCCCCUCAUGUCCGCUGCAGACCUGAGCUCCUCCCCUCUUCACGAACUAUGCAACGUCUUAGCGACUUCCCGGCUCUCUUUAACAACUUCACACGUCAUCCAAGCAUACACCACCAUAAAUUCCAUUUCAAGAGCGUUUCCCAAUAACCCUGCUGCUGGAGACACACUCGUGAUAUCCAACGUAUCUGGGUCUAGGAUUUUGGAAUCUGAUUGGUCCCCUGUUGGAGCGAAGAGGACGCUGUGUAGUUAUCGAUACCAGUUGACACCGCAUAAGCUGCUCCUUACGAAUGCUGUUUUCAUUUCGGGGAGGUUGGAUGAUGGGAGUGUGGUGAUUGAUGUUACUUUGACUGAGCACCGCUUGUCGCUUUUGGUUGCUGAGAUUAACAGGUUGGGUAGUAGUGGAAGUGGGUUCAGUGAUCAGCACGACUCUCUUGAUUGA